Molecule: messenger RNA, 1525 nt
Organism: Portunus trituberculatus (swimming crab)
Lineage: Eukaryota; Metazoa; Arthropoda; Malacostraca; Decapoda; Portunidae
Exons: 5
Coding region: 181-945 (254 amino acids)
Source: RefSeq, a predicted model, not a curated record
AGGAGGAGGAGGAGGAGGAGGGGAAAGGAUGAUAGCUCGUCUCCUUCCCCCAGUGUGUUAGAGACGUGUGCCGAGUGAACAAGAAGGGAACGAAGAUCUCUGAAACUUGUCCCUCGUUCCCCGCCCCCUCCCUGUGUGCCGCCCUGCCCUCGCCGCUCAGCUGGGUACCGCUGCCUCGCUAUGUGCAAAGAAGUGGUCAUUUGUUUUCUGGUAGUAUUAAUUGCCAGCAGCGGGACAGCGGAGGGAGAUAAACAGCCACUUGAUCCUUAUGACAUCGAUGUGUUGGCCAGUCACUAUGCUUCCGUGUCCUCUUAUCCGUUCGCCAAAGUGGUGGGGAUGUUCAGCCAGGUGGACGAGAGCUCCUGCCAGUGUCAGGACGCUUGGCUGCCCUGCCCGCUGGAAAUUAGGGAGAAAUCUGUUGUGAAAUUCAGGGGGUACAGCUGCUACACGCCCAGACGGUACUGUUGCCAGAGGAAGCUGAUCCCGCGCCUGUCCCUCGCCUUGCACUACAACCUGGAGCACCUCGCCGUCACCGCCACGCCGCUGCGCCACACCCUGACGGAGGCCAAGAAGGAGGAUGUCUCUGGCUCCGCGGCAAGGACUAAGCCUUCAGGAUUCACCGCUGGAUCACAUAACCACCUCGAGAGGCACCGACGAACUCUGAGAGGGACAAAUGAAGAUCCCAAAAUCAUGAACAAAAUCCCCUUGUGUUCCUGUACAACCUCGGAGAAGUGUGCAACCUUGUGGGAAGCGUACCGUGACCUCCCGAAGGCCAAGAUCAAGGCGAGUCUGAACUGUACGGGACCCAGAGAGGUCACGUGCUGCCUGGGCCACGCUUUGACCUUCGACGAGCGAGAGACGAAGAGAAAAACAACGGAAGAUUCAUCACAAGGGUUAUCGAUUUGGCAAACUGCGCUGUCCGGACUUGUUUCCUGGCUUGGCUAGAGAGAGAGAGAGAGAGAGAGAGAGAGAGAGAGAGAGAGAGAGAGGGGGGGGUGGGGAAGGGAGGGAAGGAGUAAUACAAGAUACUGUUUUUUCUUGCAUAUCUUCUAUUUGAAACGGAUUUCUACUUUUUCUCAUUUUUCUCAUUAAUCUUUCUCCCCCCUGCUCCUCCUCCUCCUCUUCUUCCUCCCCCUACUUCUCCUCCUUCUCCUUCUCCACCUCCACCUUCUCCUGUUCCUCCUCCUCCUCCUGGUCUCACAGGGACGCGGAGGUGAACACGUGGAAAAUAAGAAAAAAAAAAGACAAAAAUCUAGAACCACUCUGAUGAUGGUUCGCUGACCGGCCAACAAUGUAGCCAAGGCAAGGAAGACUAAUUGCCACCUCAUUAUGACGCGCACCUCACCACACACACACACACACACACACACACACACGUCGUUUGUUAGUGAUUUACGCUGACUGAUCUUGUGUAAUUCACCACCACGGUCGCCUGCUGGUCACCCAGCCAGUCUUCCCCAUUACGGAGCUCAUAGACCGAUCUUCGGGUAGGACUGAGAACACAACACACUCCACACACCGGGAA